AUGGGUUUCACUGGGGUGUUAGUAAGAAGUGUCUUCUCCAAAAAUCGUUCUGUUGGAUCUCAUGAAAUCAAAGUGAAACGCAAUGGAGCUGAAAAUAGAAGAUGGGUAUCUGUUAGAUCAUACUUGUGUGGUGAUGAAUUCAAUUCAGUGGUUGCUGAGGAAGAUUCAGCUUCAGUUAAGAGCUCUGAAGUCACGGUUACACAGUCCAUAGAGGAGGACUUGACUGAUAAAGGAGACACCAAGAGUGAAGAAACUGUAGAGAAUGUAACACAAGAAAGGACAAAUUCAUCAUUGAAUGAGGAGGAAGCAGCUAUUCUUAUUCAGUCAGCAUAUAGAAGCUUUCUGUUGAGGCGACAAAAUGAAGAAUUGAGAUCGAAAACUGGUAAAGAGUUCAAUUUAGCAACAGAAAGUCCAGACAGAAAAUCCAUGAGCACAUCAAUUGAAGUCCAAACUGGGCAAUCCACGGAUGUUUUGUCAGUUGAAGGAGAAAAAAUGAGCAUUUGCCACCGUAUUCAGCGCAGAACCAGAACUCAAGUAAUAAAGCAGAAGGAAGACUGGGAUGAUAGCACGGUAAGUAGUUAUGUUUCAAAAAUGAGGAUGCAAAACAGGAUGGAGGCAACAACCAGGAGGGAAAGGGCACUUGCUUAUGCUUUCUCACAACAGUUAAGAAUCUGUUCAAAGAGGAAAUUGACAAAACACAAUAGCAUGGAACCAAAUAUGAGUUGGAGCUGGCUUGAGCGGUGGAUGGCAACACGCCUUCCAGAGACCUCAUCAGUUGAAAGCAAUGUGUAUGACCCUUUUAACAGUAAUCACAAAGUCACUGUCAAGACAAGAUUUUUAGAUGCUGCUGGUGAAGAAAAAGAGAGCUGUGGAUCCAAUGAAGUGCCCCUUCAUUUUGAUAACUAUUCUAUAAAUUCACAAGAAAAAGUUAGCUUCAAAUCACCAACAUCAAAGACCAACUUUAAAGCUAGGAGAACUGUGUCAAGGAGGAAAACAGUGCCAAGUUAUCAAUGCCAUGAAGAGCAGCCAAAGAUAUGCAAGAGAGAGAGUUCAAGCAAUUCUAGCAAGGAUGUUAAGGAAAAACAAAAGCAAGUAGGAAGCAGGACAGAAAUUACAUUUAGCACCUCCAAAGCUUCUCAUGUGUAA
This is a messenger RNA of Abrus precatorius (Indian licorice), 1146 nucleotides long. RefSeq names its product protein IQ-DOMAIN 1. The transcript has 6 exons. The coding region runs from base 1 to 1146 and encodes 381 amino acids. The record is from RefSeq and is a predicted model, not a curated record. Gene Ontology annotation, molecular function: protein binding. Lineage: Eukaryota; Viridiplantae; Streptophyta; Magnoliopsida; Fabales; Fabaceae.